This is a messenger RNA of Bipolaris oryzae ATCC 44560, 153 nucleotides long. RefSeq lists its product as uncharacterized. The annotation marks the transcript as partial. The record is from RefSeq and is a predicted model, not a curated record. The transcript has a single exon. Lineage: Eukaryota; Fungi; Ascomycota; Dothideomycetes; Pleosporales; Pleosporaceae.
ACUGCCCACAUUGACUCGUCUCUCACCACCAUUGACAAACCCAAUUCCGCCCAACUGUGCCAUUGCCGGCGACGUCAAAGGCACCAAUGGCCCAUGCAUAGGGCACGAGGCGCGACCGCCGUGGAUGCGUCUGAUGCCCCACUUGCUUGUUGA